Messenger RNA from Pollicipes pollicipes, 2061 nucleotides. RefSeq lists its product as uncharacterized. Bases 97 to 510 code for a protein of 137 amino acids. The record is from RefSeq and is a predicted model, not a curated record. Gene Ontology annotation, biological process: septate junction assembly. Gene Ontology annotation, cellular component: plasma membrane. Lineage: Eukaryota; Metazoa; Arthropoda; Thecostraca; Pollicipedomorpha; Pollicipedidae. The transcript has 3 exons.
UCCCGAUCCGAGCGUACUCAUACUCCGGCCACCGUGGGUAUCGGACCGAGUGAUCGAUUGUUCCGCUCGAAGUCGACGAAGCUCUAGUGUGUCAUCAUGGCCAACGUGCGCAUCCUCUGCAGGCCGUCCGGCUUCCUGAAGCUCCUGCAGAUCGCUAUCUGCCUCACCUGUUUGGGGCUGAUCCGGCACUACGGGCUGGUGUUCGGAGUCGGCCUAGACCGCCAGCUGGUCGGCACCAUCGCCUUCGGCGGCAUGGUUCUGGUGACGGUGCCGCUGCUGGUCGCACUUGUGGCCGGCGAGAUUGCCAUCGAGAAGUCGUUCCUGGAGACUAUCUACAAUAUCGUCGGUUUCAUCAUGAUGAUCACCGCCGGCAUCAUGGCUCUGGAGACUUACAGCCCGGGGGACGACAAACGCCGUGACGCCGGACUGGCGAUGGGCUCACUGGGUAUCAUUAAUGCCUUCAUCUACCUCGUCGAUGCCUUCGUCGCCUUCCGCCUGAAGCGCACCUAGGCGUCUGGUGGGACUGACUGCGACAGUGACGCCGCCCUGCCGCGACAGUGACGCCGCCCUGUCGCGACAGUGACGCCGCCCUGCUGCGACGGUGGCGCCGCGUCGCGUAAAGCUUCGCUUACGGUCCGUUGGCGUCGCUGCUCGUCGUCGGCUCGUGCGACAGCGCUGACCGACACGGACGGAGGGCGUAUGUUUCUGGCGGGACCCGAGUCAUUUGUGUGAUUCUGCCAGCUAAGCCAGUCCUGCCUGAAAGGAUCCGCAGUAGCCCGGAGCUGCACGGCCGCUGCUUGAUCGGCGUCGUUUAGUUCUGGAGGGUACUUGGACGUGGACUCACCGUUGUCUUACUUUGUCACAGGUCUUACAAAUGCUUGUACUUGAUUUUUUGUGAGGCGCACUGAUUGUCAAUUAAACUGUUGGAGGGAGUUAAGUCAUUUUCUGCGAAAAUCGCGUUUUUAUGCUGAGGCUUUUUCGGACGGAGAAAAUAGUAUAUAGGAAUGUCUAAACAAAACGUGAAGGCUGAACUCGUGUUAGACCGUUGUCUUACUUUGUCACAGGCUUUUCAAAUGUUUGCACUUCAUUUUUUCUUCAUACGGCGUACUGAUUGCCAAUUUGGCUGUUGAUAGGAACUGUUCUGCAAAAAUUCACGUUUAGUUAUGCUGAGGUUUUUUCGGACAGAGAAAACAAAACACAGGAACGUCUAAACAAAACGUGAAGGCUUGACGUCUGUUAGAAAAAAUGUUUUUUCACACAUCAUUGUCGUGUUAAUUUUUGUAUUUCACCAAACAUCAUGGGGUAUGGUCCCUUUGAUUUCCAUUUCCCAUACCUGUGGAAGUAAUUAUGCCAAAGUACACGCACGUUAAAUGGACCACAAUUCCCUGGGCUAUUUCGAAUGGUACAAAUUGUUGUUAACGAAUAGCUGGAAGAUUUUAAGUUGAACAUAGGUGGCAGUUAACCGGAUGUGGAUGCGGAAGGGCAAAUGUUUUAGUUCGUACCUAACACGGUCAGAGGAGCCGAUUCGAAGCAAAAUAACGAGCAUGUGGCACGUCUCAUGUGUGUUACAUACACCUAACAUUACGGUGAUAAACUCUAAGAAAUCAGGAAGGCUGCACUGAUUAAUGCUCUUCGAAAGCUGAACAUUCGAACCUAGCCGGACACAAUGCGUCUAGUUGCGUGUGCUGUCGGUGGUGGUGAAGUUGGCACUUGUGGCCUCGUCCCGCGACCACUCUGCGCGCAGCCGGAGGCGUCUGCGUUCUGAGCUAUUGCCCUGCCAUUCUUCACCCGGAGCCGACGUCACCUGAGCGGGUGACGUCACCUGAGCCCACACGUGCGCUGGUGCGGUAGCCGUCUGGGUCAACCUGACGGCGGCAGCUGUUGUGGUUGCGCGACGACGAAGAGAACCCCCCCCCCCCCCUCCACCCCCACUCGAACGCUGCCGAGAGCGGAUGGGCCAGGACCUGAGGUGCGCAUGCGUUCGAAACCUGUCGGUGCCACUCACAAGCUUGUUGCUUUUGCAUGGCCCUGUAAACACGUGGUGACAAUAAACGGAACACG